Solanum pennellii is the source of this 507-nucleotide messenger RNA. RefSeq lists its product as uncharacterized. The record is from RefSeq and is a predicted model, not a curated record. The coding region runs from base 1 to 507 and encodes 168 amino acids. The transcript is spliced from 3 exons. Lineage: Eukaryota; Viridiplantae; Streptophyta; Magnoliopsida; Solanales; Solanaceae.
AUGAGUAUUAAUGCUCCUAAGCUAAGGUCAUUUGUCUUUCGUGGCGAUAUACAAUUGAUAUAUGUUGAAAAUGUUCAUGUUCUUUCCGAUGUUCUGUAUGCGCCUAGAGAAUUGGUGCUAGAGGAUGAAGAUAAUUUUGUCAGUAUUUUUUCGUCUAUUCCUUCUCUUGAGGGUUUCAGCUGGAAUCUUUUUGAGUCGAUAAUGGAUCUACUGAAGUUAUACCAGCAAGGCUUCCAUCAGCUCUUAACUGAGGUUGUUGAUGAGAUUCUUGCAAGCUUUUUGGAUAUCACAUUUAAUCAUCUGAGGACACUUAAGUUUUAUGAUGUACUAUUACAAGAGGGUGAAAUGCAGCUUAUCAAGGUUUUAUUGGCAAAGUCUCCAGUACUGGUGAAAAUGGUAAUCAAGCCUUGUCAAAUGGAAUCUAACGAAUCUCUCAAUGUAUUCAUGGAGAAAACAAAGUCUCAACGGGCAUCAUAUAAAGAAGAAGUUGUGUAUCUUGUUGAUUAG